Vicia villosa (hairy vetch) is the source of this 1698-nucleotide messenger RNA. RefSeq lists its product as uncharacterized. The transcript has 9 exons. The record is from RefSeq and is a predicted model, not a curated record. NCBI's taxonomy places the organism in Eukaryota, Viridiplantae, Streptophyta, Magnoliopsida, Fabales, Fabaceae. The coding region runs from base 1 to 1698 and encodes 565 amino acids.
AUGUCAAGACCUCCCAUUUUUGUUAAUGACUUGGAAAUAGGAUGCCAGGUUUGGAAAAUGGGUAUCCGAGUCACUGAUUUAUGGACUGUCAAAGAGAGGAAUGGCAAGUUACAUGUGGAGCUAAUCAUUCAAGAUGCAAAGGGUCAACAGAUUCAAGUUGUUACACGUCCGAGAGAAUACAACCAUUGGAUGCAAGUGUUGACCGAACAUGAUACAUAUACACUGUAUAAUGGUGAACCUCUGAAAAAUGAUAUCCAAUUGGAGGCAUGUGAUAACCCAAUUAAACUCAUGUUCAACCAAGCAACCACACUUUAUAAAAAUCCGCAACACAACAUCCCUCCUCACAAAUUUGAUUUCAAGCCUAUACCUGAUUUUAUUUCUGGAAGUUUCAAGCAUGAUAUGUUGUAUGAUGUCAUCGGAAUCUUCAAUGAAGUGACUCGAAAACAAACUGUCGGCAACAACAAAAAGGCUUGUGCUAACAUUUUACUUAGUGACUACCACGAUAAUGUCAUUGAAGCUGCUCUCUGGGAUUCUUUUGCUUCAAAGCUAUUUGACUUCCUCAACUCAAAUUCACAUGCCACUCCUAUCAUUAUUGUGCUAACCCAUGGUUGGUGCAAAAGAAGUGGUGCAAAAUCCACUUUUUCUAAUGCAUGGAAUGGAAGUAAACUUCUCAUCAACUAUGAUCAUCCACAAGUGCACGAUUACAGAACUAAGUUAGGCGAUUAUAAACCAUGCCCACGGGCUUCUCAAAGUGUGUCGCAAACAUCUGAAUAUGAUAAGUUUUGGACCAACUCUUUGGAAUUCAAGAGCAUCUCUGAGAUUAAAGGAAAAAAUCAGGUUUCUUUGUUUAUUUCUUGCCAUUACUAUGAUAAACUAUCCAGAACUGCUAUUUCCUCAGUGUUACCAUUUUCCUUUGUUCAUAACAAGGAUUGUUUCGCAACAACCAUGGGCACAACUAUGAGGUUCAAGAUGGCGUCGUUCGGAUGGUACUAUAAUUGCUGUUCAGGAUGCAGCAGGGAAAUAAAAGAUCCUGAACUACCGUUUCAGUGCAAAUGUGGUGGCCCCAAUAUAGUUGAAGUCACAAAAUACAAGCUGGAAAUUGAAGUUGAACACGGCGGCGUUGAUUGUACCUUCAUGUUUUGGGACAAAGAUUGUGUUCCAAUCGUUGGGAUGACUGCUGAUAAAUUAAGGGCUAUAACGAAAGAGGCUGGUGAAGAUCACCCACAGAUAUACCCUACUUACCUUGAUGUUCUUCUGGAGAAAAAGCUCACUUUCCGUGUGAAGUACACCACCAACUUUGGUCAGUGCUCCAUAGUCCAGAUUAAUCCUGAUAAACAAGUUUACAAAAGGAUCGAUGAAUUCUUGAACCCAAAUGAGCACACUUCAAAUGUCUGCGUUACACAAAAUACCGAUAAGGCUAACAUGAAAACUCCGACUGUGGCUGUUGCGGAUAAUUCAAAGGUUCCUGAAUUGCCCGCUGAAAAUGUUGUGGCUGCUCAAUCUAAUCCGGCGCUGCCUAUAUCUCCAAUUAACCUGAAUUCGAAACUUGCUACUGAAGUUACGAUGUCUGGAACUAGCUCUACAAACACGCCAAUGAAGCGGGAUGCUGCUUCCAUAGUGUUAGAAGAUGCCUCUCCGAUCAAGUAUCUAACACCUCAGAAUUCUGCCACCAAAGUAAAACACAUGAAGACGGAGUGA